AUGGGUUCCAUCGAAGAAGAAAGACCCUUCUUGGAAGAAGGUUCUGUAUUAUUACAGGAAGUGAAACUGUAUACGGAAGAUGGUUCAGUGGACAUUAAUGGAAACCCACCAUUAAAGCAGAAAACAGGAAACUGGAAAGCUUGUCCAUUCAUUCUCGGCAAUGAAUGCUGCGAACGGUUAGCUUACUACGGUAUUGCCAAGAAUCUAGUCACUUACUUCACCACUCAAUUGCAUGAGACCAAUGUUUCUGCGGCGAGACACGUCAUGAUAUGGCAAGGGACUUGUUACAUCACUCCUCUCAUUGGAGCUUUAAUAGCUGAUGCUUACUGGGGAAGAUACUGGACUAUUGCUUGUUUCUCUGCCAUUUAUUUCACUGGAAUGUCUAUACUAACACUCUCAGCUUCACUUCCGGGCCUUAAGCCAGCUGAAUGCAUUGGCUCUCUCUGCCCAACAGCAACAACAUCUCAGUACUCAGUCUUCUUUACCGGUCUUUACCUCAUCGCUCUCGGUACUGGAGGCAUCAAACCAUGUGUCUCAUCAUUUGGUGCUGAUCAGUUUGAUGACACUGACACUCAUGAACGACUCAGAAAAGCUUCUUUCUUCAACUGGUUUUACUUCUCAAUCAACAUCGGUGCUUUUGUCUCAUCUACUCUUCUAGUUUGGGUUCAAGAGAAUUCAGGGUGGGGGCUUGGUUUCUUGAUUCCUACUGUCUUCAUGGGACUCUCUCUUGUGAGUUUCUUCUUUGGAACUCCGCUUUAUAGGUUUCAGAAACCUGGAGGUAGCCCGGUUACUAGAGUUUGCCAAGUUCUUGUAGCUGCUUACCGUAAAAUGAACCUCAAGGUUACUGAUGUAGAAGACCAAACUCUCUUGUUCGAAACACGAGAUAAGAACUCUGUAAUAGCUGGAAGCAGGAAGAUUGAGCACACAGACGGUUUCAAGAAAAUAUCGUUUUUAAUCAGAUGUUUUGUUGAGUGUUAA
Molecule: messenger RNA, 978 nt
Organism: Eruca vesicaria subsp. sativa (arugula)
Lineage: Eukaryota; Viridiplantae; Streptophyta; Magnoliopsida; Brassicales; Brassicaceae
Source: the annotation of a GenBank genome assembly